This is a messenger RNA of Microplitis mediator, 1046 nucleotides long. RefSeq lists its product as uncharacterized. Lineage: Eukaryota; Metazoa; Arthropoda; Insecta; Hymenoptera; Braconidae. Bases 148 to 933 code for a protein of 261 amino acids. The record is from RefSeq and is a predicted model, not a curated record. The transcript has 4 exons.
GUAUUUAUACCAUUGAGUCUUCGGAUGUCUCAUAGUUAGCAUCAUAUAUUUUAUUUAUAUAUACAUAUAUAUAUAUAUAUACAUAUUUUUUUAUUAACAUUAAAGUUUAUUUAUUAACUAAUUAUCUGUGUCAUUAAUCAUCCAAAGAUGUGUCAACGAUUGUAUAAUUACUCAUUAGUAAUUUAUGUAGUAAUAAGUUCAUUAUUAAUAAUAAGUAGUGCCGAGGAAUCGGAAAGUUGGUCUGACAGUUUGAAUAGAUUAUUAAAAAAUUGUGCGAAUAAUUACAAUAAUAACAAUAAUCAUAUAAAUAAUGAAAAAAAUGAAUUUUUGGAUAAUUUGAAAUACUGUUUGCAAAAACGUGCUGUCAUUGCAAUGGAUGCAUUUUUCUCCGAAGAAACAAUUCCUGUUUUGAACGGCGUCGACUUUGUUAAAUUUGAUGAGAAAAAUUCAACUGAUUACAAAAGUGAGUCAUUUAAUGCAGCUCGCGCUGCUGGUAAAACAUGGCCACAAAUAGUAUUUAGUCGGUUUGCCCGAUUAUUUAAAACCCACGUCAUUAAAAUUGAUAUCGACCGAAUUAUAAAUCCUGAGGCAUUUGUUGAUUCAAGUUCAAAUGACGUCAUCGAAGGGCGAAGACGCCAUCACAGAAGACGUAACCAUUUGAUGCCCAUGUUAAUGAUGGGAGUUUUGGUAAUGGGAUCAGUAUUGAUACCAAUGGGAUUCCAAUUUCUCGCAGUACUAGGAGGCAAAGCUCUUCUUCUUGCAAAAUUAGCUUUGAUGUUAUCGUCAAUUCAGGGGUUAAAAAAAAUCGCAACCAAUGGAGUUAAUUAUGGGUUAUAUCACGCACCUGUUUCCGAUGGAUGGCACGAACGCAGCAGUCGCCCGGAACCAUUAGGGCCAUUCGAGUUACCUUAUGCUGCUUAUGCUCGUCAUUAAUUAAUCAAUUAAUUAAUUAAUUUAUUUAUUUAUUCAUUAAAUUAUUUAUUUAUUUAAUUUAUUUGUGUAGUUUAUAAGUGUGAUAAUGUUAAUAAAUAUGAAUAUAUGAUACA